Messenger RNA from Penaeus indicus, 1663 nucleotides. It is a transcript of the gene Srp14, whose product is annotated as signal recognition particle 14 kDa protein-like. The record is from RefSeq and is a predicted model, not a curated record. The transcript is spliced from 4 exons. Lineage: Eukaryota; Metazoa; Arthropoda; Malacostraca; Decapoda; Penaeidae. Gene Ontology annotation, cellular component: signal recognition particle, endoplasmic reticulum targeting. Gene Ontology annotation, molecular function: 7S RNA binding; endoplasmic reticulum signal sequence receptor activity. Gene Ontology annotation, biological process: SRP-dependent cotranslational protein targeting to membrane. The coding region runs from base 70 to 432 and encodes 120 amino acids.
CCGCGCCCCGUCGUCCACCCAUCGAGGCGACGGAGCUGCCAGUCGACGACGUGACAGCGAGGAAGCAGUAUGGCGAAACCUCACCUCAACAACGAUGUCUUCAUGUCAGAGCUGACUCUGAUGUUCCACAAUUCUCGCAAGGAAGGACAAGUCUCAGUUACGGUCAAAAGAUAUGAUGGCAGAACAAGGCCUUACCCAAAACCAAGAAAACUCAAGAACGGAAAGAUGUCCAAGGUGGAGCCUCUGCCAGAGCCGGACGAGUACAGCUGUUUAUUGCGUGCCAAAACGAGAGACAAGAAGAUAAGCACAGUGGUAUCAGCUGCAGAUGCUCUGAAGUUCCAGCUGCAAUUUGCUCAGUUCCUCCGCUCCAACAUGGACGGGUUGAAGAGAGAGAAGAAAGCAAGAAAGAAAACCAAAAAGGCCACUCAAUAAACACAGUGAGAAGAGAAGGGACAGUGUUGACAUGAAGACCAUCAUCAAAGCAUUUGCAACGGCCACCAAUUAAAAGCUUAAGAUCGGACUUUUUUUUGAGUGUUGCUGAAUUCGAGCGUGGGUUUGUCAUACGGCGCCCUUUGGCUGGGAGUAUUCGUAAGAGGGAAGACACAUCUAUUUUAACAGGGCUGUGAUAGUUACAGUAAGGAUGACUGUUUUAUGUGUACAUACAUGCAUACACAUAUACAUACAUAUUCAUAGUUCUGCACAUGUAUGUACAUGUUUUUGUGUAUGUGUAUAUAUAUUUGAAUGUGGUAUGUAUGUACAUGUACAUAAAUUGUAGAUCAUUAAAGUUGUGGUAUCAAAAUAAAAGCCACUUUGGUAUUGGUCUCUGUGAAAGUAAACCACAAUUCCUGCCUUGACAACCUUGUGUAUACAGGUUGUCAGUGAUUACCAUAUACAGCAUACAAAUGAGCAUGCAACUUUGUAGUCAGAUCAGGUGAUACAAAACAGACUAGUAUACCUUAUAAAUCUUGAGUUAUGAGCAAUCUUUAACAUGGCCAUUAACUGUGAAGGAAAUUUACACAACUCUUGCGGUUAAUUGAAUAAAUUGUAUACGGUUGUAACAAGGAAUACUGUGUAUAAUAUUUAGUACAUUUUAUAUAUAAUUUUUGUUAAUUACCUGGCCUAUAAUUAUAGAAAACCCUUUGAAUUUAUUUAUUGGGUAAUGCUAGGAUCUAUUUACAGUUAUCAAGUGAAAUUUGAACAGCUUACAAUAUUUGCUUGAAAAUUAUUCUAGUUUUCAAUUUUCUGGGUUGAAGCUUAAUAUAUUGAUGAUUGUUUUUUUCCUUCAGCAGUUCUGUGGCCAGACUUGAGAUUAAAAGGUCUCUGUAUCAGUAUUACUUAUGCCACGAUCUGAACUACCCCAAAUUCUGCAUAGAAUGCAGUUCUGCUGCUCAAUAGGAAUCUUGACUUACUGCUCUAAAAAUGGCCUGGUAUGUGUAUGAAGCACAUCUAGGUUGCAGUAGUAAUUUUCCUGUUGCUGUGGUAUAUCUCAGGUGCCUUAGCUUAAUGUGCUGAGGAAGGGUGCUCUCAAAAAAUGACUAGAAAACUACACCCCAGCUCUGGCAACAUUGAUAAGACUAUUGGUGAUAAUUUUUUUUUUCUCUGAACUUUUUUUUUAGGGUCUCCUUUCAUGUGUUAUAAUGGGUAUAAUAAAAUUAAGAUUGUC